AUGCGUUACACUACUGCCACUGUUGCUCUCGCACUUGCAGCCGGUGCAGUUGCCGCUCCUCAGGGUGUUGUCUAUGUCACCAGCGUCGUCGAGCAGACUACUACUUGGUGUCCUGCUGGAGCCACUAUCACCCACGCAAGCGGUACCACCGUUCUGACUGCUGCCACCAUGAUGACACUUCCUGUGGUUUCCACAACUGCAACUGCUCCUGUUUCUUCUGCAUCUGCCUCUUCGGUAUCUUCAGUCCCUACUGCUGGCUCAUACGAGUCUGCACCCGUCUCGUCUGCUGUGGUUCUCUCGACUUCUUCCGUGGUCACUGGCGCUAUCAUCUCGUCCAUUCCUGCUUCAAGCCCCGUCUCGCCUGAGGAAACCUCCAGCAUGCCUGUCGCAGUCUCAUCAAACUCUGUUUCCGUCCCAUCGGUCGCAACUGCGACCCCUAUCAUCCCCGGCGCUGCCUAUGGUUCUUCUGCCCCUUACCCCGUCUCAUCGGCUACUGGCGCAGUUGGCUACGCUCAGCCCUCCGGUGUGGCUGGUGCUUCUGGUAACGCUCAGCCUUCUGGUAUUGCUGGCGCCACUGGCUCUUCGUCGGGCGCCAACCCUUCCUCGACAUACACUGGCGCUGCCUCGCGCAACUUGGCUGGUGCCACUGGCCUCUUCGCUGUUGCCGCUGCCUUUCUUGCUCUCGCUUAA
Molecule: messenger RNA, 690 nt
Organism: Aureobasidium pullulans EXF-150
Lineage: Eukaryota; Fungi; Ascomycota; Dothideomycetes; Dothideales; Saccotheciaceae
Exons: 2
Coding region: 1-690 (229 amino acids)
Source: RefSeq, a predicted model, not a curated record